This is a messenger RNA of Sclerotinia borealis F-4128, 1008 nucleotides long. Lineage: Eukaryota; Fungi; Ascomycota; Leotiomycetes; Helotiales; Sclerotiniaceae. The record is from the annotation of a GenBank genome assembly.
AUGAAUAUCAUACAACAACCUCUUUCAGUCACGCCUUCCGAAAACUUUACUGACCAACCUCUUACUCCUCCACCAACCGGAGAGAAGACGACACAAUUAGUAUUCCAAAUUUUGCAGGAAAUCAAGAAUCGGAGAGCUGGGCGUAGCUAUCAUAACGAAACUUGGUUGGAGUAUAAAUUGAAAGAUGAGGAGUAUGUAGACUUGUUGCGAUUAAUUGAAAGCAAUGAGUCUCUUCGUGGAUUCUGUGGAGACAAGCUUCGGCUUACACAUUUCCACGCAAUAAUCAUAAGCGAGGUUGUGACAGAAUUAACACGGCAACUCGACUCCAUUGCUUCCAGCGAAAGUCCUUCCGCCGAGUUUGCACAAGAGAUAAAUCUAAUCGGCUCGACAACCAUCGGUUUCGAAGAUCCAAAAUAUAGUAAACACGAUCCAGACGCACAGUUUCUUCACUCGGGGGCACGUUAUCCAGGUGUCGUACUCGAGGUUUCAAACUCACGGAAACGCAAAGACUUGAAGCGAUUAGCUGAGGAUUAUAUCUAUGAGACCAACGGUGAUAUUCGCUUUAUGAUUGGCAUCGAUAUAGAUUAUCGGGGAAGCAAGGAGGCUACCCUAUCUGUUUGGCAACCUCAGAUCAUAGCUAACGAUGCUGGGGAGAUGGAGUCAUCCGCGAUAAAAAAAAAAGGCCAUCCGAACGAGUCGGCAGAAGCAGGUUUGCGCCUCCCACUUCAAGAAUUUGCAACGAAAUCUGUAGUGGAGCUCUACGGACCAAUAAAUGAUGAAUUAUUUAUAUCUGCCGCUACAUUAUUUGCAUAUGUCGAGGAGGGUGAGGAGGAAGCUGCAUUAGUGGAUCAGAGGAAGGGAAUCGUCAUGCAAGAAAAGCUAUGGGUGAGAAAGCGACGGCGGUCUAUUACGCCGGAAGAGGAGCUUGACGAGAAGCGUGAAAAAAGUUUCCGAAGAGAUGAACAAGAGGCACAACAGCGGGAAGCUAAAGAUGACUCGUCGUAUUAG